GGUAAAAUGAUUUUGGUGGCAGUUAUGAACGACCAGACUGUGACACUACAAAAAUUUCUAUGUGGGUUUUCGUUUAAUAAGCCCCAAGCUAUUCCAGUCGCUAAGAAAUAAUUAACAUUCUAAUUUCAGCUUUGUUUUUGGAUGAAAAAUGGACGAGACUUGUGGCGGAAUUCCAAAAUGAAACUGCAAAUCGACAUAUUUCUAGAACAUUCAGUUGUGUGCGCACCUAUGAUAUCAUCCAGCUGACAUUACUUAAAUAUUUGUGAAACAACAAACAUUUUAUAAAUAAAAUUUUGUUUUUUAUUAUAAAGUUUUUUAGUGUGUUGGUGAAAUUUACAGUGACAAUCAAAAUUUUUAAAUUUGACGUUUUAUUUUGACAGUUUUGUCAAGAGGUGGUGUUAUUGAUCCUGUAGAGGCCCAAAAAAGCCAAAAGUUUAAAUUUUAAAUAAAUAUAAUUCAAAAUGGGUACACAUAAAGUGGAGUUGUAUAUUUAUGAUCUAUCCCAAGGCAUGGCAGCAAUUAUUUCCCCUACAAUAAUAGGAAAGAAAAUUGAUGGAAUUUGGCACACGUCCAUAGUGAUUUAUAACCGGGAAUAUUUCUUCGGGUCCAGAGGCGUUGAAAGCUGUAAUCCUGGUACUACGGCAUUAGGGCGUCCACUGAGGGUAGAAGUUUUGGGAGAGACACAGGUCCCCUACACUGUGUUUAUUGAUUAUUUGAAAGGACUAUCAGAAUCUUCCUUUGCCGGUAAUACAUACAGCUUACUCCACCACAACUGCAACAACUUCUCCCAUGAUAUAGCUCAAUUUUUGUGCGGUGCGUCGAUACCCAAGUACAUCUUAGACCUUCCCAACGAAGUACUCAACACCAGUUUGGGUCCCAGCUUUUUGGCUCUAGUGUCGCGGUUGGAGAACAGCGCGAGGCCCAUCAGAGAGGAACAGACCAGUAGUAUUAAGGAGCCCAGUCCCGAUUUCGACCAGUUAAACUCACAGAUCGAGGAAGCAAGAUAUAAUUCGUUUCUAUUGGAGCAGCGCAGAAAGAGCAUAAAGGAUAAAAUAGCCAAGAAAGAGAAAAAGCGGGAGAAGAAGCGCAAAAAGAUACUGGAAUCAGGCGGAGUUUUACCACCAGAACUUACAGAUAACGUAACAAUGGCCGACACAGAAGCAGUGAACGGACAAACGCAACUUCCCUCAGAUCAAGCACUAGCGAUGGAAGAAGAAGAAAGACGGGAGGAGGAAGCUAAGAAGAAAGCCAGGGAUCCACCAAUAGUUUAUAAAGACAUAAUUGACGUAAAAGCAGAAUUUGACGCCUUGGUCGCCCUAAUCGACGGAAAGCUAACACCAGAAGAACAAAGAGCAACGGAAGAACUUCAACAAUACAUGAUUGGCGAUGAAGGAAGCUGGGCCUUAAGUGAUGGGUUUUUGGAUUUCGUAGGACGAUUGCUCAACGAUCCCCAACUGUCUGUUGACGUUAGAGUGAAGACUGUCAAUGUUUUGGCUAUGGCGGCCUUGAAAGAUGACGUCAUAUUAGUUCUACAUCAGGAUCGAAAGGACCACGUCUUGAUGAACUACGCUUUUGAAAUCGACAGAUUGAGCAUGCCAGAACAGGAAGCAAUUGCUGUUUUUAUGGCGAAUAUGUUUGAGAAUUUGAGCUCUUCGGAGUGGUUGCUGUACAUUUCCGAAUGGUCAUACAACAACCAACAGACCAGCAACAUCAGGGUGACGACCAAAGUAGCAGUCCACUCCCUUUUAUCAGACUCGCCAGUUUUGCAAGACCGAGGCUCGGCUAUUAUCCACAAUCUUGCGUGCAAGGAGAAAUUCAGAAAUUUUCGGAUACGACAACGAUUUCCAAAAGGGAGUUUAUCAAAGGUGUUCGAUGACGUGGCCGUCGAGCUUACCAUGGCUCUGCUGCAGUAUUUCAACUCCAAACCACCAGAGGAACAACUCUUCAGGUGCUUAAAAGCGCUAGCCAAGUUCGUCCAAGUCUCCACGCAAGAAGUGCCUCAACUAAUCCAGAUGAUCGGUCCCGAUCCAAGAAGCUUUAAGGGUACCAGCGAAAGGAUCGAUAUCCUAGUUGAUCAAAUCGCCGCAAAAUUGCGGUAGAUGUUUUGUUUGCUCCGUUUUAUUUAUUUAUUUAUUUCAAAGUUUAUUAUUAAUGUUAACGCAGUGUCACGGGUGCUGGAUAAAGUCUAUUGUUAAAAUUAUUGAAUGAAACAAAAUUUAGUAGUCAAAAAUGUGUUGUAUAAGUUGAUUCUGACUAGAAGCUUUUAUCAUUAGUCAUCCCUAAAAUGUUUUACACAUGAGAUAGUUUCAUAUCAUUCUUUUCAUUGAUUCAUUCAUUUCCAACGAAAAUUAUUAAUACUGCUGCAGUUUAUUCUAUAUAUUUACUAAGUAAAAGUUGUUUUUAAACGUGUUGUAAAAUAUUUUACCCUUUUAUGCAAUUUUAAAUCAUUUUUAAAGAGUUUUAGACAAACUGUGGCGCAGCUCGGUCUCUUUAGGAUCAUAUAACCUCAAAAAAAUUCGCCGUGACGUCACACCAAUAUUGCGCACGAUACCUAUCGUUAGAAAGUGCCCUUGAAUUUUGUGGUGACUGUAAUUUAGAAAACAAAUGUAUAUCUGUGAUUUGUCUUAUCAAUUUGUCUUUAAAAAUAACAAUUAACGGCUAUAGAUAAAUUUGCUUUGGAAAUUUAUUGCAUUUCACUCCUUUCUAGUAGUUGUCGCUCUUUUUUAAUAAGGUUAUGUUUUUGGAAAUUUUUGGUAUGUUGUUUUUUACCUUUUUACAGGAGAAUCUUUUUGUAAUCAGUUAUAUCUAAUAAAGCCAAUGAUAUUA
Molecule: messenger RNA, 2826 nt
Organism: Diabrotica virgifera virgifera (western corn rootworm)
Lineage: Eukaryota; Metazoa; Arthropoda; Insecta; Coleoptera; Chrysomelidae
Exons: 11
Coding region: 462-2099 (545 amino acids)
Biological process (GO): protein modification by small protein removal
Molecular function (GO): peptidase activity
Source: RefSeq, a predicted model, not a curated record